AUGGAGGGCCUCAUCCAAAUGCUGCCACCGUUCUUGCGACAAUUCAGCACUCAUCACGAUUUUUCUGGACAAAAAUCGGCUGAAAGGGCUUUCCAGGUUAUUCUCGUGAUCUCGGGUAUUAUUGGCUUUUUCAUUGGAUAUUCGACGCAACAACUCUCGCAUGCGGUUUACGCUGUUCUUGCCGGUGGAGUUAUCGCAUCAAUCGUCACCCUUCCACCUUGGCCAUGUUUUCGACGACAACCAUUACAGUGGCAACAAAACAUCGAUCAUUCAAAAGAUGGAACUGCUGAAGAAACAAAGGAAACUAAAAAGACAAAA
Molecule: messenger RNA, 318 nt
Organism: Mesorhabditis belari
Lineage: Eukaryota; Metazoa; Nematoda; Chromadorea; Rhabditida; Rhabditidae
Source: the annotation of a GenBank genome assembly